UUAGCCUUCUUCUAUCAGCAUUCUGAUGUAGGCCUCCUUCAUCUCCUUCCAUUCUUCUCUAUUUUGGGCAGUAAGAGUCCAAUUGCUGCCCGCCACCUGCUUGAUGUCGUCUUUCCAUCUCAUUUGUGGCCUUCCCCUGGGUCGCUUUUGGUCCCAAGGUCUCCAGUCUAGCAAUCUUUUGCACCAAGAUUCAGACUUCCUGGCAAUAUGACCAGCCCACUCCCACUUGAGCUUCGCAACUCUUCUGCCGACAUCCGUGACUUUGCUGCGCCGUCUUAGGUCCUUAUUGGUCACACGGUCUUUCAGACAGACGCCUACAAUUUUCCGCUCCAUAUGCCUUUGUGCCACCCCAAGCUUGUGUAUCACUUCUUGGGUAGUCACCCAGGUUUCGGCGCCAUAUGUCAGGACGGGUAGUAUGCACUGGUCGAAAAUUUGGGCUUUUUGUCGUGACGUCAGGUUCAUGUUAAAAACAUAUUCAAGCUUGGAGUAGGCUGCCCACCCCAGUCUUAUUCGUCUGUCGAUUUCGUUACACUGGUUCUCUUUGCCUAUUUUAAUUUCUUGACCCAAGUACACAUACUUUUGGACUUGCUCAAUUUCUGUCCCUCCUACUUCAAUCCUGAUGUUGUUUUGUUGUUCGGAUGUCAUAACUUUGGUCUUAUCGAGGUUCAUCUCCAGUGGAGGGGGCGCGCAGCUCAGUGACGCCGAGAAUUGUGAUGCUGGCGAACUGAAAGUCUGUGUAGAUCUGAUACCCAAGACUCCUGUAGGACUACCCAGGACCAGAGAAGAAUUGGAUUUACAUUGCUCAGCAUACCAGACAGGGAUGGCCUGCAUGGACGCGUGGAUCAAGCGAUGUCUACCCACUGACGGGCAGAAGUUAGUCCAGCAACAGAUUGGGGGAGCUCGGGCGCUGAUGCGAUUCCUGUGCACUAAUGAAACUGCACUUAGAAGAGAGUUCCUAAAAGAGCCACAAUGUUGGGGCCGAGUCUCGCCUGACUGGACGCGAUGUGUGGACGAGUUGCAAGGAGCGGUCCGAGACAUCAGUGACCGCGCCCAGCAACAACUAGGUUACUUCAAUAGGAACGCUGAAAUGUGCUGCGCCAGAGACGCAUUUCUCAUGUGCGUGUCACAUGCAGGGCGAUCCUGCUCUAGUUCAGCUAGCAACCUGCUCAAGAGGAUGGCGUUCGUGCUUGCCCAGGACGUGGCAGCCUGUGGCCAGCAGCCCAGGGCUUACUGCGCCGCACCACCGCCCCCCCUUACCGCGCCACUCCUUACUGCUCUUUAUGGAGUUAUAUUUUAUCCACCACGUUUGUAA
Amyelois transitella is the source of this 1312-nucleotide messenger RNA. RefSeq lists its product as uncharacterized. Bases 620 to 1312 code for a protein of 230 amino acids. NCBI's taxonomy places the organism in Eukaryota, Metazoa, Arthropoda, Insecta, Lepidoptera, Pyralidae. The record is from RefSeq and is a predicted model, not a curated record. The transcript has 5 exons.